Messenger RNA from Colletotrichum orchidophilum, 990 nucleotides. RefSeq names its product metallo-beta-lactamase family protein. The record is from RefSeq and is a predicted model, not a curated record. Lineage: Eukaryota; Fungi; Ascomycota; Sordariomycetes; Glomerellales; Glomerellaceae. Bases 1 to 990 code for a protein of 329 amino acids. The transcript has 2 exons.
AUGCUCACCAACGUCGUUUUUGCCACCGCCCUACUGGCAACCUUUGGGCAAGCUGCUGCAUCAUGCAAUUGCAGUCUCAAGGUCGAAAGUUUCAUCAGCCCGGGAUUCUCGUUGGAUGUCGUGUCGUCUCUGAUCAUCGGCUCUCAAGGUGCUGCGAUCAUUGACUUGCCCCUCGCAGUAGCUGCCGCGGAAACACUGGCUGAAUGGGUUAAGAACACAACUGACAAGCCUCUCUUGGCGGCUUUCACAACACACAAUCACCCCGAUCACUAUCUCAGUGGCAAGGCGUUCCUCCAACACUUCCCCGAGGCCAAGCACUACGCCACCCCCGAGACGGUACAGGGAAUUCAGCAUGAGGCUGUCAACAAGACUGAAUAUUGGUCUGCUGCCUAUGGCCCCGGCGUCAUCGCUCCCGUCCCUGCGAUUCCGACUGCCUAUAACUUCUCCUUUUUCACCCUCCCAGGCGACGAAAAAUGCCCGAUUGAGAUAAUUAAGAACGUUGGUGGCGAUACGAUUGAUCUAUCCUCGUUCUGGAUUCCGUCUAGCAAGACAUUGAUCGCAGGCGACGUCGUCUACGGCCACCAGAUGCAUACCUGGCUCGCCGACCUUCUCACACCUGCCCUCACAGAGUCUUGGCUCACGACUCUCGACUUCGUCGCGGGCCUCAGACCCAAGCUUGUUAUUCCCGGCCACGCGCUGUCAGCCGAUACCUUCAGUGCCAUCGCUGAUGUCGACCAUACAAGAAACUACGUUUCGUUCUUCCAGAAGAAUAUCGAAGCCAAGGGUCCCGACUUUUACACCCCGCAGGAGAUUUCGAACUUGAUCGAGGCUGCUUUCCCUGGCUUGACGAAUCUGACAUCUUCAACUACUUCGGCUACCCUGCUCAACAUUACGUCGGAGAACUUUGGCCGGGGUGGAAACAGACAGGUGCACUAUUUCGACUUGACUGCGUACAACGACACAGAUGUCCUGGAAGGCUGGCGCUUGUGA